UUUCCUAACUUGGAGGUUACACAAAUCAUUGACAUGGAUAACCUGAAGAUGUUGUGGCACAAUCAUCAACUCGUACCAAAUUCCUUUCGCAAACAAGUAAAGUUGGGUGGAUGUAAAAAUCUAAUUAACAUUUUUCCGCCUAAUAUGUUGAGAAGACUCCAGAAUCUUGAACAAUUGGAUAUAUGGAAUUGCAAUUCUGUAGAAGAGGUAUUUGAAAUUAGAGGGGCAAAUGUCAAUGAAAUUUGUGAUACAGUAUCAACUCAGUUGAGAUUCCUGUGGUUAUUCAAUCUUCCGAAGCUUAAGCAUGUAUGGAGUUUGGAUCUCGAAGCAAUUUUGACAUUUCAAAAUCUACAUACUGUUGAAGUUUUUCAAUGUAAAAUUCUGAAAAGUCUUUUUCCGGUCUCAGUGGCCAAGAGUCUUGAACAAAUUGAGAGUCUAACAAUACACGAUUGUGGAUUGGAGGAAAUUGUUGCCCUGGAAGAAGGAGUGGAAACAACAAUUAAGUUUGUGUUCCCACGAAUAACCUCUCUAGUUCUUGAAUCGCUGCCUGAACUCAAGUAUUUUUAUCCAGGAAAACACACUUUAGUGUGGCCAUCGUUGAAAAGGUUGAGGAUAAAGAAUUGUGACAAAGUGAAGAUUAUUGCUUCGAAUGAGUUAAGCUUCCAAGAAAGAGAUGAGUUGGGGCAUCAUGUUCAGAUUCAGGGGCCCCUCUUUCCAAUUGAAAAGACAUACGAUCGAUUAAAAGCACGGUUCUCUUGCAAACUAGAAGUCCUCGGGCUGUACAGCAAAGAUCGGUCAACAGCAUUCCCUUGGGUAUUUGUUCAAGGAUUGUACAAUCUUAAGGAGCUUGACUUCGUUAAUUUUUUCUUGGAAAAAAUUUGUCCAUGUGGAAUUGGCGAUAACGAAGGACAAUAUGCUGAGAUGUUCGAACGUUUGACAACUUUACAUCUAUCUUGUUAA
Messenger RNA from Quercus lobata, 960 nucleotides. RefSeq lists its product as uncharacterized. NCBI's taxonomy places the organism in Eukaryota, Viridiplantae, Streptophyta, Magnoliopsida, Fagales, Fagaceae. The coding region runs from base 34 to 960 and encodes 308 amino acids. The record is from RefSeq and is a predicted model, not a curated record. The transcript has 2 exons.